AUGGCUCUCGUCGCGUCAGAGGAACACGAAUACUUCAAGGCGGUUGGAAAGCGGGCGAUCGCCGAUCUAUGGAAGUACCACAAUCAUCCGGAGAACUUCCAAUCCAGCAAGUUUUCUGAAGGCGACAUCAAGGUCUACACAAUGAAAAGUGACAACCCCGACUGUCCCGAGGAUAUCGCCAAAGCUUCCAUCUCUCUAGAAGGCACUACUCUCAACCACGCACUUGCUCUGGUUUUGCCAUGGAUGCCUUACAGAACGCAAUGGGAUGAUCUUCUUGCCCGAGUAAAGGAUCAUGUACGCACUUUUCAACAUCUGGGAGGAUUUGUGAUUCAAGAUUGUGGAGAAGGAAAAAUCGACUUCGAGUUGUACUUCCACGGCGAUUUGAAAAUUAUUGUUUCCAAUUGCUGCAAUUUCUAUGGGAUUCAACAGAUAAACGAGAAUCUCCACACAACCGUCGUCGCUCAAUCCGUCAAGAUGUCAACGACGGGAACCGUUGAACACAACUGGAAAAAUGUGUGGCGCUACUCGAAAGGGGUUUUGCUGAAAAAUUUAGCCCCAGCGCUUUUGAAUAAGAAUGUCUCUACGGCACAUUGCAACUCGGAAGAAGAUCCCCGUACCGCACUUCUCACUCAAUCACUUGCAGAUGUGCAGAUGCCGGUGGGAAAUGACUCCGAAGAUCUCGUUCAGCCACUCAACGAGGAUUUAACUGAUGGGAAUGACUGGGAAAAGAGAUCACUCCCUCCUCGCUUGGGAAUCGGCUCACGAAUUCGUCUCUUUUUGUUGAUGUCAAUUCUCACAUCAAUCGCCAAUUUCCCUUCCGCAUUUACACACACUUCAAUCAACACGGCAGUACAUGAAGUGAAUGAAUAUCUUAAUCGGUCAUACGCACAAAGAGAGAUCAUUCUUGAGAAUCAUCAUAUUUCGAUCAUUCGCUCAACAAUCAAUUGUGUCUGGUAUUUGGGACAAGUCGGUGGAGCGCUUGCGAGUCCUUUCAUUUGUGAUAAAUAUGGGAGAAAAGUGGCUUUCAUCCUCUCCUCAUCUUUCGUCACUCUCGGAGCGCUUCUUCAAUUCUUAGCCGUUUUCUCGUCAUUUCCCGAAGAUCGUGUCCGUGGCAGUAUGUCCUCUCUUUUCUCAACUGGAUAUGCGGUCACUUGUCUUCUUGGAAUGGCUCUCGGACAAGAUGCGCUACUUGGAAAAUCGAUGAAACUUCUUUUAUUCGUUCCCUUGAUUACUGGUUUUCUUUCUACUCUCUACCUCCUUACAAUACCCGAUACACCAAAAUAUUUGGCCAUCAAGAAAAACAAUGAAAAAGCAGCUAAAAGAUCAAUAGCGUAUUUCUUGGGAAACUCUGUCGAUCAUCGAAUUGAGAAAGAGCUUCUUGAAGAAGAAAUUACCGAUAAUGACCUCAAAAAGGGGAAUAUUUCGGCUUUAUGGUCUUGCGGUGCCCUCGGCCGAUCCCUUCUCCUUUCGCUAGCCGCUCUCGUUUUCACUCUCCCAUUUUUCCCGAUCCUUCAAAGCUCGACGUACAUUUUCUCGAGUAUCGGCAUUGAAAAAGAAAUCUCGCAAACAUCGUCAACAGUUUUAAUGAUUCUCUUCACAAUUGCUUGCUUCAUCUCAACUUCAAUCAUUGAUCGUUUCCCCCGACGAUCUUUCCUUCUCACAUGUGGUGCGAUCUCAAUGUUUUUAUUGCUUUUCUUCCCGAUCUCCGAUCUUUUCUUUACCAGUCCAUAUCCAAUCAUUUUCUUUGCUGGAAUUUACAUUUUUAUUUAUGGUGUCGGUGUUGGCGGAGUUGCGUGGACAGUUGGACCAGAGCUGGUUCCCAUAAAUUACAGAUCGGCUCUUUUCUGUGUCUGUUACGCUCUCCACAGUUCCCUCGUCGUAUGCACAAAAUUUCAUCGUAAUUCCUUUGUU
This is a messenger RNA of Mesorhabditis belari, 1911 nucleotides long. The record is from the annotation of a GenBank genome assembly. Lineage: Eukaryota; Metazoa; Nematoda; Chromadorea; Rhabditida; Rhabditidae.